Messenger RNA from Eptesicus fuscus (big brown bat), 1734 nucleotides. It is a transcript of the gene HES6, whose product is annotated as hes family bHLH transcription factor 6. Gene Ontology annotation, biological process: anterior/posterior pattern specification; regulation of transcription by RNA polymerase II; regulation of neurogenesis. The transcript has 4 exons. Gene Ontology annotation, molecular function: RNA polymerase II cis-regulatory region sequence-specific DNA binding; DNA-binding transcription factor activity, RNA polymerase II-specific; protein dimerization activity. The record is from RefSeq and is a predicted model, not a curated record. Bases 80 to 769 code for a protein of 229 amino acids. Lineage: Eukaryota; Metazoa; Chordata; Mammalia; Chiroptera; Vespertilionidae. Gene Ontology annotation, cellular component: nucleus.
GUGGGGAGGGCAGGGGCUAUCGCCGGCGGUGCAACUAAGGGCGCUGGGCGCGCCCGCGGCGCUUCGGGCGGUGCUGAUUAUGGCUUCGCCCCUGGCGCCUAGACGGGACCGCGCGGGCCGGGAGAAUAAGGACCGCUGGGAGGCGCGGGGGGACCGCAAGGCCCGGAAGCCCCUGGUGGAGAAGAAGCGGCGCGCGCGGAUCAACGAGAGCCUGCAGGAACUGCGGCAGCUGCUGGCCGGCACCGAGGUGCAGGCCAAGCUGGAGAACGCCGAGGUGCUGGAGCUGACGGUGCGGCGCGUGCAGGGAGUGCUGCGGGGCAGGGCUCGCGGGCUCGAGCAGCUGCAGGCAGAAGCCAGCGAGCGUUUCGCUGCCGGCUACAUCCAGUGCAUGCAUGAGGUGCACACGUUCGUAUCCACGUGCCAGGCCAUCGACGCCACCGUCGCCGCCCAGCUCCUGAACCACCUGCUUGAGUCCAUGCCACUGCGCGAGGGCAGCAGCUUCCGGGAUUUGCUCGGGGACGCUCUGGUCGGCCCCCCGGGAGACACUAGACGAAGCAGCUGGCUCACAGGAGGGGCCCUGGUGUCCCCGAUACCCAACCCCCCAGUCCUCAGCCCCCCAGUCCCCGGGGACGACCUGUGCUCUGACCUAGAGGAGGCCCCCGAGGCUGAACUGAGCCGAGCAUCUGCUGAGGGCCUGGACUUGGUGCCUGUGGCCUUGGGCAGCCUGACCUCUGCGGGCAUAGUCCAGAGCAUCUGGAGGCCUUGGUGACCAUCACCAGCCUGCCAGUCCUGAGCCUGCAAAGGUGAGCCCAGCCUUCCCGCCUCUAGUUCCUCCUCCCUGGAGUCCAGAUGUGGUGGGGCAGGGUCCUGAUGUCUCCCACAUCUGUCCUUUUCUAGCGGGUGGCUUGUAGGGAAGUCCUGGAGGACCAGCCCAGUCAGGCUCCUCGCCCUUUCCUUAAGAGAGUAACUUUUAUGGACCCCACAGUCCUAUUCCCCGCUCCACCCCCACCUCAAGGAGGGAGCUGCAGAGCUCCCACCAGGGCUCCCUCUCCCUGGCUUUUGCCUGUCCAGCCUUUUUGGGCUCUGUGUGGACCUUGGGGCAGGGGUGACCGGAGUGGUGCUGAGCCUCUCCUCAGUGCAGGGGCAGAAGGAGUCCUCAGGCCCUGGCAGCCCUGACCUGAGCAGAAACUUGAACUUGCCACUUCAGCCAGGGCACAGGGGAGGCAGGUGCAGAAUUGCCCAUAGCUGUCAGAGAAGCAAGGCUUUCUGUAUGUCUAGCAUUUAGCAGACUUGAGUUUGUAAAUUAGGUUGCUAUUGAACAUUCCAAUUUACUAAAUAAAUGAUUUUGGAGAGUUAGUUACCCUUCUGAAGUAUUACUGAAUGAUGUGGUGUCAUUAAUGUGUCAAAUAUAAAUACCAAACCAAGUAAGUUUUUCUUGUAUCUAAUGCUCACGCUUCGUCAGCAAAGCAAGCAGUGUAAUGGCAGUGGCGAUGGGAUACUCUGUCUCACAGUGGACAGUGCUUCCUCCUCCCUAUUGCACGGCAGCUCCAGAUGGGUUUCCCCUGCAGGUCCUUAGACCUGACCUGCUCUCCCAGGGGUUGUGUGCAGCCUGGAGAUGAAUAUCAUUGGCAUGGGGUUUGUCUCCAAAGUAACCAAGCAAUAGGGAAACAGCCUAUCCCCUGGGCCAUUCUCUGGUUCAUGAGCUCCCAGGAAUAAACGAGUGCUUCAUUUCUA